GCCCCAAGCCCCCCAAGGCCCCAACAUUGCAAGCAGCGCGGGCGCUCGCAAUGGAGGCGGCAUCUGUGGUUGGGAAGCUUUGGCUUCCUCCAGGCUUUGCGUUUGUUCCUGAGGACGAGGAGGUGGUCGCGUGCUACCUCCUCCCUCGCCUCCAGGGCCAGCGACUCCCAAUCGACGGCAUCAUCCUCGAGGAGGAUCCGCUGAGCGCGCCGCCGUGGAAACUGCUGAAGAAGCACGGGCGGAAGGGGGACGCCUUCUUCUUCGCGGCGAGGCAGGCCAUGAACGGCAGCAAUGGCAGCCGCCAGAAGCGGAGCUGCGCUGGUGGGGGGACGUGGGUCGCCCAGAAGAUGUUGGUGGACGGCGAGAAGCUGCGCGUGCCUGGCAGCGGCACGGAGGUCGCGUGGCGGAAGUACGCGCUCAACUUCAAGGAGUACGGCGUGAAGAGCAGCACGGGCUGGGUCAUGCACGAGUACUCCAUCACCGCCCCGCCCAGGCUCGCCGCGUCGCUACUGAGGGUGUACCGCAUCCGGUUCAGCGGCCACGGCAAGAACGGCAAGAACGCCAAGAAGCGCAAGAGGGAUGAGCAAGACUCGGACAGCGACGACGAGGACGGUGCGGCACGCGACGCGACCCGGCACACGGUGGAAGAAACUGCUCUGUUCGUUUUUUCUUCGAUCCCUUCCCCUUUCUUACUCACUAAACCCCAGCAAUACCCUGGCGCGGCGGCAAUGGAGGCGGCAUCCGUGGUUGGGAAGCUUGGGCUUCCUCCAGGCUUUGCGUUUGUUCCUGAGGAUGAGGAGGUGGUCGCGUACUACCUCCUCCCUCGCCUCCAGGGCCAGCGACUCCCGAUCGACGGCGUCAUCCUCGAGGAGGACCUGAUGAGUGCGCCGCCGUGGAAACUGCUCAAGAAGCACGGGCGGAAGGGGGACGCCUUCUUCUUCGCGGCGAGGCAGGCCAUGAACGGCAGCCGCCAGAAGCGGAGCUGCGCUGGUGGGGGGACGUGGGUCGCCCAGAAGAAGCUGCGCGGGGGCCGGGACGGCGAGAAGCUGCGCGUGCCCGGCAGCGGCAUGGAGGUCGCGUGGCUUAAGUACGCGCUCAACUUCCACGAGGACGGCGUGGAGGGCAGCACGGGCUGGGUCAUGCACGAGUACUCCAUCACCGCCCCGCCCGAGCUCGCCGCGUCGCCGCUGAGGGUGUACCGCAUCCGGUUCAGCGGCCACGGCAAGAACGCCAAGAACAGGAGGGAUGCGCAAGACUCGGACAGCGACGACACAGGAGCAGCACACGCCGUGACACGUCCCGAGGUGGCAGAGACUGCUCUGUUCGUCGGUGAGUUCCCGUCGGCAUCGCAGUCCGUCCGUUCUUCUCCUGACGGGGCGGACGUCGACGUCGUCGGAUCAAGACUUUUUCCGCGCUGAUUGACGAUUGGUCCCCGGAUUCAGACUCUGGGGGACAUUGACGACCUUACAUGUUCUUGGGAUGAAACGUGGCAACCCGAUUCGUCCUUCUUGCCAUGAGCGGCUGAUGCUGGAGCUAUGUCGAUGGUGCUCGCCGGGCGCAUGAUCAGGCACGUAGAAUUAGUUGAACCUAGAUAGAGAUUUCUAAUGUUUCUCUGGAAUGCACGGUGGAAGCUUGAUAGAUUCUUGUCGUGACAGACUGACGGCUUGUGUUUGUUGAUUUGUUCUUGCAAAACUAUUUGGAUCGAACCUUUACUCAUUAUAAGCUUUUUCUUAUGUAAUUCGCCAAACUUUUGUUGUGUCUAAUAUUCUAAAGUUGCUUUUAAUGGA
This is a messenger RNA of Phragmites australis (common reed), 1787 nucleotides long. RefSeq lists its product as uncharacterized. Gene Ontology annotation, molecular function: DNA binding. Gene Ontology annotation, biological process: regulation of DNA-templated transcription. The transcript is spliced from 2 exons. The record is from RefSeq and is a predicted model, not a curated record. Lineage: Eukaryota; Viridiplantae; Streptophyta; Magnoliopsida; Poales; Poaceae. Bases 51 to 1418 code for a protein of 455 amino acids.